Molecule: messenger RNA, 1546 nt
Organism: Poeciliopsis prolifica (blackstripe livebearer)
Lineage: Eukaryota; Metazoa; Chordata; Actinopteri; Cyprinodontiformes; Poeciliidae
Product: SUN domain-containing protein 2-like
Exons: 9
Coding region: 426-1373 (315 amino acids)
Biological process (GO): nuclear envelope organization
Cellular component (GO): meiotic nuclear membrane microtubule tethering complex; nuclear envelope
Molecular function (GO): protein-membrane adaptor activity
Source: RefSeq, a predicted model, not a curated record
AGCAAGGCUCUGGAGAACAAGGAGGAGGUAAUUAAGCCAUUUCAUUCCAGUGUUUUGUACCUGUGGCUAAAAACUACACAUCUAAAACACUGUGCAAUAACUGUAUGUAAAUGCCAGCAGGAGAGUAAACAUUUCUUGAUUUCGUUGAGAGCAGUGAUUUGAUUGACCAAGUCAACAGCAGAAUGGACAUUAUUUUUUUAAUUGUUUGAAAUGAAUUUAAAAGAGCUAGAAAUGAAUUGUGGGCAGGUUCUGUUGAACAUUGUGAUAUCAUAUGGAAUGACUUGUCAUCAGGCGCUUUUGGAACUUUUGUCAAUAAGAGAGGAGUUCCUACAGGAAUUCAUCCAUUUGAAGAGUUAGAGUCAGAAGAGUCAGACAUAUUACUUCAAGAAAUUCAUUUAGUUGAACUGAGCUUCGGUUUUUCAAUCAUGCAAAGACGAAGUGAACGUUUGCAAAACAAUGGGUACUAUGACAUGUAUGGCCAACCUGUUAUCUCAUACAGGGAGACGCCAGUCAGGCCCAGACGGAGGCGCACAGCAUAUUUCCCUGUGAACCACCCUUCAAAUAGGGAGAUGAUAUUAAGAGUGAGGAUUCAUUGUCGUGAAGACCAAGCAACCCAGACAAUAGACACGCUGAUUCAAAGCUGCUUUCACACCUUUGUCUUUGGAUUUCUCAUCUUUGCUGCUUUUGGUUGUAUUUGGUGGAAUAUUUCCCUCCACUCACGACCCUCGAAGUUAUCGAUGACACCACCUGAAAUUGACAUGGUUAGAGUCUUUGCAGGUAAGGAUGAGGGAUAUCUCUCCAGGCUGCAAUUGAUGGAGACAAAGGUAGACUACCUUCUGCCACAAGUAGAUCUGUGGCCCAACUUUGCUUUGGAGUCCCAAGGAGCAACAAUUUUACGCAAGACAAGCUCAGAUACAUAUCACACCUAUAAAGAAUUUGAAUUGUUUGGGGUAUCUAUCAAGCUACCUGCUAUAGGCCCAGAAAUCGUUAUUAAGGGAAGAUCUCAUCUCAGUCCAGGACACUGCUGGGCCUUUGCAGAUUUACCGGGACGUUUAUCCAUAGCACUGUCCCACAAAACCACCGUCACUCAUGUGUCAAUGAGUCAUAUUCCCAAGUUCGUUUCCCCGACUUCCUCAGUCUCUAGUGCUCCUCGAGAAUUUUCUGUCUAUGGAAAGGAGAACUUGCAAGAUGAGGAAACUCAUUUGGGAACUUUCUUGUAUGAUGAAGAUGGCGACCAAAUACAGACCUUCAAACUUCCUGCCGAUAAAGUUGACACAUUCCACUACGUGACUCUAAAUGUGAACAGUAACUGGGGUCAUCCGGAUUACACCUGCCUUUACAACUUUAGAGUUCACGGUGAACUUGCCAAAUGAUGAGGACAAGGAGAAAAUGGAUAAAAGAUAUCAAAGGGAAUGUAUUUUUUUCUUUUCCAUACACAUAUACACAAAGGCCCACAGGUACAACAGGAACCAAUUACUAUUAUGUUUUACAGUAGUGACAUAUAUUAUUAUGGUCCCUUUAUACUGUAAUAGUAUAGAUUUUAUUC